AUGAAGGUCGCUCAAGAUAGGCAGAGGUCUUAUGCAGACUUGCGUCGGAAGCCUAUUUCUUUCACCGUUGGGGAUAAGGUGUUGUUGAAAGUAUCUCCGAUGAAGGGAGUGGCAAGAUUUGGGCAAAAAGGCAAGUUAAGCCCGAAGUAUGUUGGACCCUAUGAGAUUCUCGAGAGGAUUGGGGAGGUGGCUUACAGAUUGGCUAUGCCCCCUGAUUUGUCGAGGGUGCACGAUGCGUUCCACGUGUCGCAGUUGCGGAGAUACCGCAGCGACCCGUCUCAUGUCAUUCCUAUAGAGUCAGUCUCUAUUGAGCCGAACAUGACUUUUGAGGAACGACCUGUUCAAAUCUUGGACCGUCAGAAUCGUGCUCUAAGAAGAAAGGUGAUACCCUUGGUUAAGGUGCUUUGGAGAAGCCAAAAGUACGAGGAAGCCACUUGGGAGACGGAAGAGUCGAUGAGGCGCAAGUAUCCCGAGCUCUUUGUCUCAGCUCUUAUUUCUACACAAGAACAUCAGUUUCUUAAGGAGGCCUUGUAA
Molecule: messenger RNA, 534 nt
Organism: Beta vulgaris subsp. vulgaris (sugar beet)
Lineage: Eukaryota; Viridiplantae; Streptophyta; Magnoliopsida; Caryophyllales; Amaranthaceae
Exons: 2
Coding region: 1-534 (177 amino acids)
Source: RefSeq, a predicted model, not a curated record